Molecule: messenger RNA, 1617 nt
Organism: Schistosoma intercalatum
Lineage: Eukaryota; Metazoa; Platyhelminthes; Trematoda; Strigeidida; Schistosomatidae
Source: the annotation of a GenBank genome assembly
GUUACGCUAUGUAGUUCAGCAGAUUUUCGAAAAUCCUGACUGUAAAAUGGUUGGUGCGCCCCAUCUUUUGUCAUAUUUUAAGAAGACUCUUAGCUUGAGUUCUGGGAGUGUGGUUAGGUGUCUACAUCACGCGCGAAUCAGAGUAGCGAAUCCAGUUGUUGAUUUGGAUGGGGACGAAAUGACUCAUAUAAUCUGGGAUAAAAUCAAAUCCACUCUUAUAUUUCCGUUCGUGGACGUUGAGUGCAAAUAUUACGACUUGGGACUUCCCAAUCGUGACCGAACUAAUGAUCAAGUAACGAUUGAGGCAGCACAUGCUAUUAAACAAUAUAAUGUGGGGAUCAAGUGUGCGACCAUAACUCCUGAUGAAGAACGUGUAAAAGAGUUUAACUUAAAAAAGAUGUGGCUGUCUCCAAAUGGGACUAUUCGUAAUAUCCUUGGUGGUACUGUUUUCCGCGAACCUAUUUUAUGUGCAAACGUUCCUCGACUUGUUCCUGGAUGGACAAAACCGAUUGUGAUUGGCCGUCAUGCUCAUGGAGAUCAAUACAAAGCUACAGAUAUGGUCAUUAAAGAACAAGGUGUUUUGGAACUUGUAUUUACACCCAAAUCGUCUGGACUUGAAAAACGUGUGAAAGUUUUCGACUUCAACGGAGGUGGAAUAGGCCUUAGUAUGUACAAUACAGAUGAAAGUAUUUAUGGUUUUGCACGUAGCUGUUUCGAAUAUGCAUUAAAUAAAAAUUGGCCUUUAUAUUUGAGUACUAAGAACACUAUCUUGAAACAAUAUGAUGGUAGAUUCAAAGAUAUAUUUCAAGAGGUGUAUAGCCAGGAUUAUCAAAAGAAGUUUGAAAAUAAUAAAAUCUGGUAUGAACAUCGAUUAAUUGAUGAUAUGGUGGCACAAACACUUAAAUCAGAUGGCGGUUUUGUUUGGGCUUGUAAAAAUUAUGAUGGUGAUGUUCAAAGUGAUGUUAUUGCUCAGGGUAAUUUCAACCUUCUUAACUAUGAUUUUUAGAGUACAAGUUAUGGAUCAUUAGGUCUUAUGACAUCUGUAUUAAUGUGUCCUGAUGGAAAAACUAUUGAAUCUGAAGCAGCUCAUGGAACUGUUACACGUCAUUAUAGACAGCAUCAAAAAGGUCUUCCAACUAGUACAAAUCCAAUUGCUUCUAUAUUUGCAUGGACUAGGGGUUUGGAACAUAGAGGCAAAUUAGAUGGAAAUAAUCAGUUAAUUGAAUUUUGUCAUCAUCUAGAAAAAGCUUGUAUUGAUACUGUAGAAUCAGGUAGAAUGACAAAAGAUUUAGCUAUUUGUAUCUAUGGUAGUAAAAAUGUUAAAUUAGAACAUUAUUUAACAACGAUGGACUUCUUAGAUGCAAUUGUUGAUCGAUUUAAAAAACAAAUCAAUUUGAAAUAGUUUAUUGAUUUACUGGGUUUGUUUCCUUUCUACCCCCCUCCUUUCCUACUAAGUUUUAAUGACAAAAAUUGAUCAAUGUAAACAUUUCUUCUGUCAUGGUGAAUUUUUUGUUGUUGAUUGUUUAAUACUAUUGAUAAGUUUGUACUUCGUUAUUAUUAUUAUUAUUAUUUUUUUGUAAUUCAUAUCACAUAAAGAAUAUUUUCAUCAUCUCAAAA